CGAUCAACACCCUCGCGUGCUCACCGCCCGUCUUGCUGACCACUCACAACUCCCUCCAACUGGCAAUAUGAUCACGCGCAUUGGACGAGAUACCAGCUAUGCCUAUCAUUGCGCCGAAGCGCAAGGUUACACGACGUUUGCGCGCGGACACCCCUACCACAACCGUGUCUAUCCACCGUGCAGGCUUCCAACGCUCGCCGCAUGCAACUCUAGAUCUCUUGCUGCUCGCUUAUUCGCACGUUGUCGGCGGGCGUAGAGGCUAGAAAAGUCUGGAGAAAACCUUCCGUUGCAACGUCACCGCCGUAGAACCGCGCGGAGAUACAAACGCUGUGAGCGACGUGGUUUCCUCUUAUAUCUCGCGCGGCUUCCUUCAACAACCCUGGGACCUUCACCACCAGCUUUUGCGAUAGCGAUCGACACACUUCAGGCUACGCGUCCCAGUCGCCAAUUCCUCAAGCAGCAGACAUCAUGGCGACGAACAAGGACCCCGAACUCGCAAAAGACACGCUCGAAAUCACGGCGUCCAAUUCCUCCAUCAAAGAUGCCCCGGCCCCGGUCCCCAUCGCAGGCGAAACGGUGCACCUCCCCAGCUUCGAGCACGAGAAAGCCCUCGCCUUCAAAAUGGACAUCCGCAUCCUCCCCGUUCUCGCCGUCAUGUACCUCUUCAAUGCUUUGGAUAAGGGAAAUCUCGGCAAUGCGAAAACCGACGGCAUGGACAAGGAUUUGCACUUCGUCGGCAACCAGUACAACACUAUGCUGAGUAUCUUCUACGUGCCGUAUGUGGUUUUCGCGCCGCCGAUUGGCAUGCUGGGCAAGAAGUACGGACCCCACAGGGUGCUGCCGAUUAUGAUGUUUAGCUUUGGGAGCAUGACGCUACUGAGUGCGGCGACGAAGAAUUGGGGCGGGAUGAUGGCGUUGAGGUGGUUUUUGGGGAUGUCCGAAUCCGCCUUUUUCCCCCUCGUCAUCUACUACCUCACCACCUUCUACCGCCGCGGUGAGCUCGCCAGGCGCCUCGCCCUCUUCUAUGCCGCCUCCAACAUCGCGAACGCCUUCAGCGGCCUCCUCGCUUUCGGCGUUUUCCACAUCGAGUCCGGCCUCGACUCCUGGCGCUACCUCUUCAUCAUUGAAGGCAGUUGCACAAUCCUCUUCUCCUUCUUCGCCUACUGGUACCUUCCGAAAUCUGCAUACGAGGCCAAGUUCCUGAACGAGGAAGAGAAGAGACUCGCGUAUACUAGGAUCCAGAUUGAUAGCUCCAGUGUGGUCAAUGAGGAGUUUAAUCUGAAAGAUGCGCUCAAGAUCUUCAAGAUGCCGGCUGCAUACGGAUUCCUAGCUAUCGAAGUCUGCUUGGGAGUCCCGCUUCAAUCCGUCGCGCUCUUCCUCCCACAAAUCGUUGGAGCCCUCGGCUAUGACAAGAUCAAGACAAACCUCUACACCGUCGCGCCCAACAUCGUAGGCGCCUGCUUCCUCCUCAUUCUCGCUUUCACGUCGGACUUCACGAGAUUGCGAUUCCCCUUCAUCGCGCUCGGCUUCGCCCUCACAUUCAUCGGGUUUAUUAUCUACGCCACCAUCGACGUUACCAGUGAGCUACGUGUUGCCUACUUCGCAUGCUUUAUGAUGACGUGGGGCACGUCUGCGCCGUCCGUUUUACUAUCCACAUGGUACAACAACAACGUUGCGCACGAGGGAAGGCGUGUCACGCUGACGUCUAUUGGUGUGCCGCUGGCGAAUUUGAUGGGAGUUGUGAGCUCCAACAUCUUCCGCGAACAGGAUAAGCCGAAGUACCUUCCUGCACUCGCAACUACCGCUGCGUUCGGCGCGACGGGAUGUCUUUGUGCGUUACUUCUGGGCUCGUACAUGGUUGUCGAUAAUGCGAGGCGGAAUAAAAAGCAGGGUGUUAACCUGACCGCUAGGGAUGUGAGUACGGCGAAGUUGAGGGAUGGACCGAAGGAUCUGGAUUUUAGGUGGUUUUUGUGAGGAACAGGGAACCUAUUUACGAGUGAUAAAAGCAGGGCCUUCUUUUUUUGCAGCGAGGCAUACGGACUGAUGGGGGAUACGAUGGAAUAUCAUAUCCUCAAUUCAAUUCAAUUCCACCGUCUUUACCUAUAGCCGUCCUCUCAACUCACCGUGCCGCGGCCCUCUCAAAUCCCCACCACGCCCUCGAAGUCCCGUAUCCCCCUGCGCAGGCCCUGCUCCCACUCCCACACGAAGCCUCCCCUCAUACCUGACUCCCUAACCCUCUUCAACACCCACAUCUCCAUAUUUCCAAUCUUGUUGC
Messenger RNA from Trematosphaeria pertusa, 2275 nucleotides. RefSeq names its product MFS general substrate transporter. NCBI's taxonomy places the organism in Eukaryota, Fungi, Ascomycota, Dothideomycetes, Pleosporales, Trematosphaeriaceae. Gene Ontology annotation, molecular function: transmembrane transporter activity. The record is from RefSeq and is a predicted model, not a curated record. The transcript has 2 exons. Gene Ontology annotation, biological process: transmembrane transport. The coding region runs from base 469 to 1974 and encodes 501 amino acids. Gene Ontology annotation, cellular component: membrane.